GGGAGUGCGCACGCGCGGAGCCCUGAGGUGGUGUGAACUGCGCAUGCGCCUCCUCGAGGGGGACGGAAACAUGGCGCCGGGAAGCAGGACAUGUUGAAUAAUGUUCCGCAUCAGACUCUUCAAUUGGGUUACCUCUGGAACAGUUUUGUGAGAUCCUUGCAGCUAGAAAUUGGAGGUUUCCUCGCUCUUGAAGCAUGCCUGAAAUAAAAGUCACUCCUUUAGGAGCGGGCCAAGAUGUGGGCCGAAGCUGCAUCCUUGUGUCCAUUGCAGGGAAGAAUGUCAUGCUGGAUUGCGGGAUGCACAUGGGGUACAAUGAUGAUAGGCGGUUUCCUGAUUUCUCAUACAUCACUCAGAAUGGACGGCUGACUGACUUCUUAGACUGCUUAAUCAUCAGCCAUUUCCAUCUGGACCACUGUGGCGCCCUCCCGUAUUUCAGCGAGAUGGUUGGCUACGACGGGCCCAUUUACAUGACCCACCCAACCAAAGCCAUCUGCCCCAUCCUCUUGGAGGACUUCCGGAAAAUCACGGUGGACAAGAAAGGCGAGACCAACUUCUUCACCUCCCAAAUGAUUAAAGAUUGCAUGAAGAAAGUGGUGGCUGUCCAUCUUCAUCAAACCGUUCAGGUAGAUGAUGAGUUGGAGAUCAAAGCCUAUUACGCCGGGCACGUCCUUGGAGCGGCCAUGUUCCAGAUUAAAGUUGGCUGUGAGUCCGUGGUUUACACUGGUGACUACAACAUGACCCCGGACAGACACUUGGGAGCUGCCUGGAUUGAUAAAUGCCGCCCCGACUUGCUCAUUUCGGAGUCCACUUACGCCACGACGAUUCGGGACUCCAAACGCUGCAGAGAGAGGGACUUCUUAAAGAAAGUCCACGAAACCAUAGAACGAGGAGGGAAGGUCCUGAUCCCGGUGUUUGCCUUGGGACGCGCUCAGGAGCUUUGCAUUUUGCUGGAGACUUUCUGGGAGCGCAUGAACCUCAAGGCGCCCAUCUACUUCUCCAUGGGCCUGACGGAGAAGGCCAACCACUACUACAAGCUCUUCAUCACCUGGACCAACCAGAAGAUCCGCAAGACCUUUGUCCAGAGGAACAUGUUUGAGUUCAAGCACAUCAAGGCCUUCGACAGGGCGUUUGCUGACAACCCGGGGCCAAUGGUUGUGUUUGCUACGCCAGGGAUGCUUCAUGCAGGGCAGUCCCUCCAGAUCUUCAAGAAAUGGGCUGGAAAUGAGAAGAACAUGGUGAUCAUGCCGGGAUAUUGCGUGCAAGGAACGGUGGGCCAUAAAAUCCUAGGUGGGCAGCGGAAGCUGGAAAUGGAAGGAAGACAAAUUUUAGAGGUGAAGAUGCAAGUGGAAUAUAUGUCCUUCAGCGCCCAUGCGGACGCCAAAGGCAUCAUGCAGCUCAUCCGCCAAGCAGAGCCACGCAACGUCCUCCUGGUCCACGGCGAGGCCAAGAAGAUGGAGUUCCUGAAGCAGAAGAUCGAGCAGGAAUUCCACGUCAACUGCCACAUGCCUGCGAAUGGAGAGACGGUGACGGUUUUCACCAACCCCAACAUCCCUGUUGAUGUUUCCCUUGGACUGUUGAAGAGAGAACUCAGUAUUGGUCCUGUGCCGGAUUCCAAGAAGCCAAAGCUCAUGCACGGAACCCUGAUCAUCAAGGAUAAUAGCUUCCGCCUGGUCUCGCCGGAGCAAGCGCUCAAGGAGCUCGGCCUGGGAGAGCACCAGUUGAGGUUCACCUGCCGCAUCCACUUCCAGGACCCUCGCAAAGAGCACGAGGCGGGCCUUCGCGUUUACAACCACCUCAAGAGUGUCCUGAAGGAUUAUUCUGUCCAGCACCUCUCCGACACCUCCAUCAUGGUGGAGUCCAUUCUGAUCCAAGUUACCGUGCAGUCAGAAGACCCUGCGACCAAACUUCUGCUGGUGUCAUGGACGUACCAGGAUGAAGAAAUGGGUAGCUAUGUGACUUCUCUCCUGAAGAAAGCGCUGCCCCAAAUCACUGCCUAAGCCCUGGGUAUCUUUGGGAGGCCAUAGCAGAGACUGCCAUAAAAGGACACUGUAAAUAUUGGUGUUGCUCAAGAGGGUGUGCGUGUGUGUAUAUGCUUCUCAAAGAAAAAUAAAGAUGUUUUCUAAA
This is a messenger RNA of Anolis sagrei ordinatus, 2124 nucleotides long. It is a transcript of the gene INTS11, whose product is annotated as integrator complex subunit 11. Lineage: Eukaryota; Metazoa; Chordata; Lepidosauria; Squamata; Anolidae. The record is from RefSeq and is a predicted model, not a curated record. Gene Ontology annotation, biological process: snRNA processing. Gene Ontology annotation, cellular component: nucleus. Gene Ontology annotation, molecular function: RNA endonuclease activity.